AUACAACCCAAAACUUGGACGCUAACUCUGAAGCUCUCCCUCGAUUGCGUCACGAAGCAUUCCCACCACACACGCCCUUGGGAGGGAUUAACCUUUAACAUCUCACCUUCCCCAUAGUCACCCGCUCUGCGACAAACUUUCUCCAUACGACACCCCACGAAUCGAAACAUACACGUUAUUCCCACAACCUACGCGGCUGACGUCUUUGCCCAUCAUGGCCGACGCCGGCCAUAUUCAAACCAGUCUCAUCUGGAUUGCGUAUGCAGCGGCAGUUGCUUUGUGUCUGGCUGCCGCCAUCAUCACAACUUUCACUUGGCAGACUUCGCGCGAGCGCUCUGCUGUGGUGAGCUCCGUUGCCAUCAUCAGUCUGACCUCGCUCCUCGCCACCGCUCUCCUCUUACCCGUCGAUAUCGCUCUUGUUUCGUCUACCGGCUCUACGGAGCUUGGUGCAAAGAAAACCUGGGCUACCCCAGAACGCAUCGAAUCGAUUCUGCUCGGAUUGCGCAUCAUAUACUACGUCCUCUACAGCUUCGAUGCGCUGCUAUGCUUGCUGUUGAUUCCAUUUGCCUACUUUUGGUACGAGGAAUACGAUGAGAUUGAAUUUGAGGAAGAGGGGCGUACCUGGGUGAGCCGAUUCUGGGCUUCUGCGAAGUAUACAUCGUUUUUCUUAGCCCUGGUAGUUCUUCUGUUCCUCGUCGGCUUCUUCGCCCCAGCGGCUGGCGAUCGAGCAAAUAGCCAUCUCGACCUCGAUUACUACAGAAAGCUCCUUGCUCAAAACCAUGGAGAAAAGGCCCUGACUUUUGCACUUGGUCUUCUCGUGACGCUGGGCACCAUCAUGUAUAUUCUGUACACGAGCGUCGGGCUUGCACUCGUGCCGAUUUCAUUCAUCAAGGGUGCUCCUAAGAUUUCAGCUCCUCAACUAUCUGCAACCACAGCAUCUCAGCUGGAGCAAAACCGCGAGCGCCAACGACAACUGGAGAUGCGCAAUGCUGGCCGUCAGGAAGGCAUGUCGCGAAAAGACCGACGAGAACUCAGUGCCCUAGUUCGAGAGGAGCAAACGUUGGUCAGGCGCGAGCGUCUGGCCGCUGAGGCUAGUGGCGAAGGUAAAAGCAAGCUCUACCAAGCCUGGCUCAAGGUUGGAACACUGUUACGCCCCAUCAAGAUGAUUGGUGGACUCUUGUUAAUCGCCGUGUCUGUUCUCGUCUGGGCAUCUAUGCUCAUUACUGGCAUUGACAAGGCGAAAAACUCCAUCUGCAAAGAACGAUGCGGCUACAUCAUCGGGCAUGUCAACUUGUUCCAGCCCAUGAACUGGAUCUUUGUGAAAACCGCAAACAUCUUCCCCGUCGAUUAUGUCCUGAUGGCUCUGUUGACGCUCUAUCUCUUCAGCUGUUCGGUGUCUGGCAUCGCUUCCAUCGGCGUGCGCUUUCUCUGGGUGCGAAUUUUCCAGAUUCGCAAGGGCAGAACGGCUCCGCAGGCCCUGCUUAUUGCAACUGUUAUGCUUGGCCUUAUAACCUUGGCAAUCAACUACGUACUCGUCACCUUCAUUGCGCCGCAGUAUUCCCUGUACGGCACACAAACAUUCUGUACAAGAAAGCCGGAAUAUGAGGGAGCCCAACCCGACUGCAGAGGCCAUCUUGACAUGGUUCGACUCUGCUCAGAGGCUCUGAACGACAAAAUUACAUCAGACGUUUGUACACCAUCCGUCAUGUCCACCUUUUUGAACCGCAUUACCAUUACCUGGCCAUUCUUUGGCGUUGUCGAUUUUUGGGGACAGUUUGUAUUUUUGUUCAUUUUCUUGAUUGUCUUUGUGACGGCUAUAUUCCGCACCCCAAAGGUCAACAUGGCAGAGCUCGAUGAAGACGCUGAGGAAGAUGAGGAGGAAUCCUUACUUGCUGCGACGGGCCGGCGCUUCGAGGCAUCCUGGGGCGAUAUCCGUGGCGAUGCGAGAACCAGCUAUGGUACCAAUAACAACUAGGUUAUUGCAUCCGGUUGUAUUUUGUAUUUUGUAUUUUUUUGUUUCUUAUUCCUACCUUUGGUUUUGGGUUUGGUUUGGAUUUCGGGAUGGCGGCGCUUUUGCUAUUUAUUUUCUCACUGUAUCCAAUGUAAGAUAUCUGCCUGUACACGACGACGGAAGCAGUAUGGAAGCUGCCAGCAGAAAUUAGCUGUUUAAAUACAACGUAUUGAUACAUUU
[Torrubiella] hemipterigena is the source of this 2191-nucleotide messenger RNA. NCBI's taxonomy places the organism in Eukaryota, Fungi, Ascomycota, Sordariomycetes, Hypocreales, Clavicipitaceae. The record is from the annotation of a GenBank genome assembly.